AUGGCACGGCUACUCCUACUCGCUCCGGCCGUCCUGUUGGUCUUUCUGGCAACGCUCGCAUGGAGCAUGCCCGCCUUCCCGCUCGAGGAGCGACAGCUCGGCGCUCCGCCGAUAAACGACUUCCGCAAUGUCUCGCGGCCCGCGAACAUGGCCGAGUACGAUCCCGACACCUGGACGUUGGGCACUCACUCUCUCGUCCAGAACGAAUGGCAGGUGCAGCCUUACGUCGCCAAUGGAUAUCACGGCAGCAGAUUGACGGCGGAGGGCCUUGGAUACUGGCGUAUUCAUAACGUUACUGGUGACACCUGGCCCAUAAAUGGCUGGCCCCUCGACAACCCUCGCCAAACCUUCGCGACGAUCGCCGGGUUCUGGGACUCGCAAAGAAACACUACCCGAACAAACUUCCCCGAGCUUCUCCGCAAGGGCGGCGAGAGCGUCAUCUCCGGAAUUCCCACCUGGACCUCCUUCGUCAUCGCUACAGCGGACGGGAAGCACACCUAUGGGCCUGGCGUCGACCAAAAAACCGUCGAGUACUAUCACCAGACAUUGUCGCUGAAGGAUGGCAUCGUCACCACCGCGGUCAAGUGGAGGCCCGUCGAGGACGGCCCAGUGUACGAUCUGGGAUUCACCGUCCUCGCCCACCGCGGCAGGCUCAACCUUGGCAUGAUGAAGAUCGACAUCGUCUCCUCCGACGGCUCGCAGCUGAUCGUCACCGACGUGCUCGACGGCCAGGGCGCGCAGAGGACCGAUGCCGCCGGCAAGGCGGUCGAGAAGAACGACGAUCUCAUCUGGACUGCCGUGCACCCGGACGGCAUCAGCAAUGUCACCGCCUACGAGUUCUCGACGCUCGACUUUGCGUAUGGUGCUCGCGCCUCCGUCGUCAAGGGCAGCCGCAGGAAUGCCGAGGCACGUCCGUGGGUCACUCGCAACGAUAGCACCAUCGCGCAGGAGUACACCGUCGAGCCUCGCAAGGGCCAGACAAUGACCAUCCUGAAGUACGUCGGGAUCGCGUCGACCGAUGCGUUCCCCGAUCCCAAGAAGACUGCCCGCGACGCAGCGUUCGCCGCCAAGAAGACGGGAUGGAAGAAGCUGCUCGCCGAGCACAGGGCUUGCUGGGAGGCCCUGUGGGAGGACGCCGACAUCGAGAUUCCCGGAAAGGAGCUCGAGGAACUGCAGAUCUCGGUUCGCGCGUCGUUGUUCCACCUGCUGUCCAACGUUCGCUCCGAGACCGAAGGCGAGGGCAUCGGUGACAACUCCAUCUCCGUCGGUGGCUUGAGCAGCGACUCGUACGCGGGCCUGGUGUUCUGGGACGCGGAGCUGUGGAUGCUUCCUGGGCUCCUGGUGCUCCAUCCCGAGCAUGCCGCUUCCAUCAACAACUACCGCACCAAGAUGUUGCCACAGGCGCGUGAGAACGCGAAGGAGUACGGGCUCGAGGGUGCCCUGUACCCAUGGACCAGCUCCAGAUACGGAAACUGCACUGGCACGGGUCCCUGUGCUGACUACCAGUACCACCUCAACACCGAUAUCGCCCUGGUCCAUUGGCACCAGUUCUUGACUACCGGAGAUAUGGACUGGUUCCGGGAGAAGGGCUGGCCUGUGAUCGAAGCGGUGGCUCAGAUGUGGUCGGGUCUCGUGGAUAAAGCCUUGACCGACGACGCCGACGGCUUGAAGAAGGGGAUGUACACUGUUAACAAUAUGACUGAUCCUGAUGAAUAUGCCAACCACAUCGACAAUGGUGCCUUCACCACUUCCGGUGUCAAGGUCAUCAUGGGCAUCGCCCAACAGGCAGCGGCGAUCAUGGGACUCAAUACCCCGCCGAAGUGGGCCGACGUCGAGACGAACAUGUUCAUCCCGUACAACACCGAAGCACAAAUCAUCCCCGAAUACGCGCAGAUGAACGGCAGUGUCGAGAUCAAGCAGGCGGACGUGGUGUUGAUCAACUACCCGCUCGAAUUCCGGCUGAACGAGAGCCAGGCGCUGAACGACCUCGACUUUUACGCGCGCGCGCAAUCCCCCGAUGGCCCGGCCAUGACCUGGGCGAUAUUUGCCAUCAGCGCUCUGGAUCUGUCCCCGCGCGGAUGUGCCAGCUGGACGUACUUCCUCUACGCCUCGCAGCCGUACCUGCGCGAGCCGUACUACCAGUUCUCGGAGCAGAUCCUCGACGACAUCUACGCCAACGGCAACACCAAUCCCGCCUUCCCGUUCCUGACGGGCCACGGCGGCUUCCUGCAGAUCCCAACCCACGGCUUCACCGGCUACCGUCCCCGCCUCGACGCCUUCUACCUCGACCCGUCCGUGCCUCCACAGCUCGAGGAAGGUGUGACCAUCAAGGGAAUGAAGCACCACGGCGCUAGCUUCAACGUGCGUGUGACCCCCGAGAACACGACGAUCACCCGUCGCCGCAUCACCACGCGCAAGCAGCCCUCGGGCCCGGUCACUGUGCGCAUCGGCUCCCGCAACUCUAUGGGCGGCGACUACCCACUGCUCCCCGGCGAGUCGCUCGUCGUCCCCACGCGGCGCCCAGACCUGAACGGUACCGACAUCCCCGGCAACAAGGCCGAGUGCAAGCUCGCCACAACCCUCGACGCCUACGUCCCAGGGCAAUUCCCGAUCGGCGCCGUCGACGGCAGCAACCACACGCAGUGGCGGCCGCACUCCGCUGCGCCCGCUGACCUGACCGUCGACCUCGGCGCGCUGACGGAUAUCAACGCCAUCAGCCUCAACUGGGCAAAGUGGCCGCCGAUCAGGUGGGCGCUGUUCGCGAGCAACGAUACCGCGCAGGAGAAGGUGUGGCAAAUGGUGUUUAAGGCAGAUACCGUGGAGAUCUCGGCGCCUUGGAGGGCCGAGGACGCGCUUAAGGUCGUUAUGCAGACCGGGAAUACUACCGUUGUACAGCUGGAGGAGGGGCAGAGGAAAAAGGCGAGAUAUGUUAAGCUUACGAUUGAGGGCGAUAGGAGCGGUGAGGGCCAUGGUGGUACGGUGGCGCAGUUGGGGAUUUUGUGA
Messenger RNA from Tricharina praecox, 3003 nucleotides. RefSeq names its product glycosyl hydrolase family 65 central catalytic domain-containing protein. Gene Ontology annotation, biological process: trehalose catabolic process. The coding region runs from base 1 to 3003 and encodes 1000 amino acids. Lineage: Eukaryota; Fungi; Ascomycota; Pezizomycetes; Pezizales; Pyronemataceae. Gene Ontology annotation, cellular component: fungal-type cell wall. Gene Ontology annotation, molecular function: alpha,alpha-trehalase activity; carbohydrate binding. The transcript has 3 exons. The record is from RefSeq and is a predicted model, not a curated record.